AAGGUCAUCAUCAGUGAUUUCAUCAUUUUGUUACAAAUAUGAAGAAAAUCCAGUUUGUGACGACCAGCGGGGCCAAAAUAAAAGCACGUUUUUGCAGGUGCAGUGGACUCUACGGCUGAGCUUCACCUUUGAAACUUGAUGACCUGCUGUUGCAGCUAUGCUAGGAGGCCAGGACCGGUUUACUGGCAUCAAGUUCCACCACAGCGUCUACAGUCUGACGGACAGUUCUGACACCAGCCCUGAGGACGAAGAGCCAGAGGACUCACUGCCACUGACACCUCUGCAGAAACUCACUGUGGACAUGUGCAAGGAUGAGAAGACCAUCAAGGAGCUGGUCAUUGGCCGUAGGCUGGGCUUCUACAAGGUCCGUGGGGAGAUUGGCUACGGGACAUUCUCUCGGGUCAAGUUGGCUUUCCAUGCCUUAACAAAAGAUAAAGUGGCCCUGAAGAUUCUGGAUAGAUCUAGACUGGACACCCAGACCCAACGUCUGUUGUCCAGGGAGAUCAGCAAUAUGGAGGUGGUGCAGCAUCCCAAUGUGGUCCGUCUGUACGAGGUGGUGUGUAUGCCCAGCCGAGUGUACUUGGUGCUGGAGUACGCAGGAGGUGGAGACCUCCACAACAAGAUCUGUAAUGAGGGCAAACUGCCUGACAACACAAGCAAGAUCACCUUUUCUCAGAUCCUCUCUGCAAUCAAAUAUUUGCACAACAUCAACAUCAUCCACAGAGACCUGAAGGCGGAGAAUGUUCUCUUUACCAGUAGCGGUUGUGUGAAGGUGGCAGAUUUUGGAUUCAGCACUCGGGUCUCAAACCGCAAUGAAGCCCUGGACACUUUCUGCGGCUCCCCACCAUACGCCGCCCCAGAGCUCUUUAAGGACGAGAGCUACCUGGGGCCACCGGUGGACGUGUGGGCCAUGGGGGUCAUGCUUUUCUUCAUGGUGACUGGCGCCAUGCCGUUCCGUGCUGAUACCAUGGGCAAGCUGCGCCAUUGCAUCAUUGAAGUCAUCUACACCAUCCCUCCCUGGGUGCCCGGCCCCUGCCAGAGGCUCAUCAGGGGCAUCUUGAAGCCAAUCCCCGCUGAACGAUACGCAGUGGACCAGAUGCUUGGCUGUGACUGGCUUUUGCAUGUAGAGUACCCCUGGUGUUGGGGGCCUCCAGAGCCACCGAGUGCUCUUCAAAGCCUGCUGCACUCUGAGCGCAGCUACAUGGAAGAGGAGGAGGAGGAGGUUUGGAGCGCACUAAAGGAACUCGGCUUUACCACCGAGCACUUACGGAACAAUCCGCCGAAGGACAGCCGCAACCCCAUCACAGGGGUUUACCGCAUCCUGCUUCACCAAGCCCAGAAAAGGAGGGGCUGUGACACGCCUCCGGUAGUCCGAGGGAUGGUGAGGGAUUCCAAAAGAGAGGGACUCCGGGCCUAUCGGGGUCUCCGACACUCCUCCAAGCUGUGUACACUGUCAUAGCAGAGAUGUUUCUCAACCAGCCGCCCUGCUCAAAAUCUCAAGAAUUGAACAUUUUAUUUGAUGUAUUUUCCAAAGUAUAAGGCUUUGCU
This is a messenger RNA of Thalassophryne amazonica, 1548 nucleotides long. RefSeq names its product serine/threonine-protein kinase NIM1. The transcript has 4 exons. Gene Ontology annotation, biological process: protein phosphorylation; microtubule cytoskeleton organization; intracellular signal transduction. The record is from RefSeq and is a predicted model, not a curated record. Gene Ontology annotation, molecular function: tau-protein kinase activity; ATP binding; protein serine/threonine kinase activity. NCBI's taxonomy places the organism in Eukaryota, Metazoa, Chordata, Actinopteri, Batrachoidiformes, Batrachoididae. The coding region runs from base 158 to 1459 and encodes 433 amino acids. Gene Ontology annotation, cellular component: cytoplasm.